CGGCCGCCCAUUCGCCCGGCGCCUCAGGAAGGAGAGGAAGGAGGGGAAGAAAGGAGGAGGAUACAAAGUUUCCAGCGGGGAGAGAGAGAGACCUUCCCGAGCCCCGGAGCCUUCUCUCCGCGGUGUGAUGCCUCCUAAACGGCAAGGAAAAAGCAAGCUCCCCACUCCUCUUCAAGAAGGGGUAAUACUGAAAGAUACCGAAAAAAGAGAGUGGAGACUAGGGCGUAUGAUUGGCCAGGGAGGAUUUGGGCUAAUCUACCUAGCUUCCCCUCGCCUUGAUGUUCCCGUAGAAGACACUGCAGAUCAUGUCAUUAAAGUGGAAUACCUUGAAAACGGACCCUUGUUUUCUGAACUGAAAUUCUACCAGCGAGCUGCAAAACAAGAGCAUAUCAAGAAGUGGAUGAAGCUGAAACGACUGACAUUUUUAGGAAUUCCUUUCUUCUGGGGAGCUGGCCAGACUGAACAUAAUGGCAAAAGUUACAGAUUUAUGGUGAUGGAAAGGUUAGGAGAGGAUCUGCAAAGCAUCUUUGAAAGAGGAGGGCGGAAGUUCAGCAAGGGAACGGUUCUACAGAUUGGAGUCCGCAUGCUGGAUGCCUUGGAAUACAUACAUGAACAUGAAUAUGUUCAUGGGGACAUUAAAGCAGGAAAUUUGCUUUUGGGCUACAGAAAUCCACAUGAGGUUUAUCUUGCUGAUUAUGGACUCGCCUACAGAUAUUGUCCCGAUGGGAACCACAAAGAGUAUCGGGAAAAUCCUAAGAAGGGCCAUAAUGGGACCAUAGAGUUUACCAGCUUGGAUGCCCACAAGGGAGUAGCUCCAUCCAGACGAGGAGACCUUGAAAUUCUUGGCUUCUGCAUGCUCCAGUGGAUGUGUGGGAAUCUGCCCUGGGAGCGGAAUUUGAGGAACCUUGAUGCCGUCCGGGAUGCAAAAGCAAAGCUCCUGGACGAGCUCCCAGAUUCAGUGACAAGAUGGGCUCCCGUGGGAACAGAUUGUAGUGAAAUAGCCAGGUUUUUGAAAAAUGCAUCUGAUUUAGCGUACAAGGAAAAGCCCGAUUAUGAAGCACUAAAGAAAAUCUUCCUGGAUGGUCUGGAACACAAGGGAGUCUGUUGCAAUGGAGCACUGAAUUUCACAGCUGCCAAAAGACCUCUGAAUGAAUCUGCUACUAAACACAAGAAAAUGUCACCUUAACAAUUCCACAGUUGGCGGCGGGAGGACGCUUUUGAAUUCCAGCUGCUGGAAGAUGCAGGAGGGGUACAGUUCUCUUGUGUUCAGAUCCUGCUUGGAGUUCCCAUAAGCACUUGAGCUGCCAGGAUGCUAGUCUAGGUGGAAACCACUGGCCCAGUCCAGCAGACUCUUAUGUUCUUAAACUUCCGUUCACUUUGAAAGCAAUUUGCCGGGCAACAUUGGGAGAUGCUACCCGAGAGAAACAAGCCUAACCCACCAUCUUUCCUCAAUGAACUAGUUCUGUGAUAUAGAAUCAUAGAGUUGGAAGAGACCACAAGGGCCAUCCAGUCCAACCCACUGCCAAGCAGGAAACACCAUCAAAGCAUUCUUGACAUACGCCUGUCAAGCCUCUGUUUAAAGACCUCCAAAGAAAGAGACUCCACCACACUCCUUGGUAGCAAAUUCCACUGCCGAACAGCUCUUACUGUCAGGAAGUUCUUCCUAAUGUUUAGGUGGAAUCUUCUUUCUUGUAGUUUGAAUCCAUUGCUCCGUGUCCAGUUCUCUGGGGCAGCAGAAAACAUCCUUUUUCCCUCCUCUAUAUGACAUCCUUUUAUAUAUUUGAACAUGGCUAUCAUAUCACCCCUUAACCUUCUCUUCUCCAGAUCUUGAUAUGGAUCUUGUGUGUUCCAUUUCCUUAGGAAAAGCCAGGUUGUUGGUCCAGCACAAGCAGAUUUGGCUUGCUGGUGUGUAUUCAUUGUUUAUCAUAAAGUUGCGGAUUUAGGGCACCAUGACUGGUUCCCCUGCACAGGGUGCGGAGGCCAAGGGGGAGCCUUCUUGUCUCCAUCCCAAAUCCUAAUAAUCACUGGGCCUCAGGAAGGAGGCAUGAAAGCUCUGACAGGGUCCUAGAGUCCUCCUGCCUCCUUCCCAAAGCCUAGUUAGCACUUGUCCAGCUUUGGGAAGGAGAUGGGAGGGCUUUAGACCUCUGUCAGAGACCGGUACCUCCCUUAUCCGGCUUUGGAAGGCAGAACAACGGCUGGGAAGCAUCCAAUUUUGGACUCGUACAAAGGUCAUAGCACAUGCCAACAGGACACUGUGACCCAUUUUGGGGCUAGGGACUAUGAGUGUAACACAGCCAUUUUGUUUAGACAAGAAGGGCACGGUGCCAGAAGGUGAACAGUUUCUCAUUUCUCCUGGACAGGCUUUCUGUCCAAUCAGGUGAAUCAGAAUUGUAGAGUUGGAAGGGACCUUGAGGAUCAUCUAGUCUAGUCCAGCCUCCAGCAAUGCAGGAAUAUACAGGUAUCCCAUCCAGGGAUUGAACCUGCAACCUUGACGUUAUCAGGACCAGGCUCUAACCAACUGAGCUAUGCAGUGAGAACUGGCCAGGACCCCUCACACCUGCUCUGUGUCCAGCUCCUGUGCAAGCAAACAAGUAGGGGGGCAUAGAAGAAUGUUUAGAAAAAGGACUAUUCAUCCCAAUUCCAGGGUUCUGGAAAGAUUAAGUUUUCGUACAGGCUGGGUUAUGGAGAGUAUCCCCUGAAACUCUAAUAGGCCGCUGGACAAAGCAGUUCCUCCCCCCCCCUUCCAUUUCCUCCAAAAGCGCAGAAAUCUAUUACGUUUUGUAUUUAGCUUAAAACUUACCUUGGAUAUUGAUGUCAAACUAGAUGUUGCUGAACUUUGAUUGCAAGAAAAGAGAGAUCUGCAAUAGUAUUUGCUAUUUGCAAGUGCAUAACCCCAUUUAAAGUCCACGAGCGAGGAGUGUCAAUUAUCACAGCUUCUGUUCCUCAGACACAGGCAGAAGUAUUUUUAAUGGCCAAUAACAAGGUCAGGGAGAGAACUGUACUGUUUGCAGAUGACUUGAACCUCGUCCCCAUCAUCCUCUGAGUUUUUUGUGGAGAUUUCAAAUAUCCUCUUUCAUUAGCAUGAAAUGCAUACCUUGCAUCGUCUCAGAUUUUAGAGCUGUUUCUGACUCGAGGGUAUUCUAAAAUAUAGCGUGUUGUGAACCAUCGGCAAAUAGGGAAUAAAGGCAGGAAAGUCCAUUUUCUGUGAAAAGCUUCAACUGCUUUUGAGUUGGAAAAGCAUUGUACUUCACCCCCAAUUCAGUUAAUGAUUGUAUAGGUGAAAAUGGAGUAGCCAUACAGAAUACAGUGAAGGCGAUAAUCAGUUUGGAUUCUGAGGGAGGAGUGAAUAAUCUUGCAUAUAUUGCCACAUGAUCAGAUUAAAAAUGGCUCCAAAUUAGCCUGUACUGGAAGUAUUUAUCCGUUAACUGUUCAAAACUCCAACCUACAAAGCUAGAAAUCCCACCACAUCUCUGGAUGAAUGGGAGACCACAUACCUGAUCUCAAGUAGCGAUAUAAUACAUUAGGGGAAGCGGUCUAAACCACUGAGCCUCUUGGGCUUGCCGAUCAGAAGGUCGGCAGUUCAAAUCUGUGCAAUGGAGUGAGCUCCCGUUGCUCUGUCCCAGCUUCUCCCAACCCUUGCUAUUCAAAAGCACACCAGUGGAAGUAGAUAAAUAGAUACCGCUGCCGCAGGAAGGUAAAUGUCGUUUCCGUGCACUCUGACACUCGUCACGGUCCUCCGUGUGCCAGUAGCGGUUUCGUCAUGUUGGUCACUUGACCCAGAAAACUGGACAAACACCUGCUUCCUCGGCCUGAAAAACAAGAUGAGCGCUACACCCCUUAGUCACCUUUGACUGGACUUAACCGUCCAGGGGUACUUUAACAAUACCUUCUUGUUGCCAUUGACGCCUGUGCAUUAGGAAGAAGUGGUGCAAGGGCUGCUCUGUAUUCCCAGUGUGGAGCAGGCAAAGAUUGAAGGAUGCGAUUAUAGUGGCAAAAGGCACCUAGUCACUUUGGCUAUUUAGAUAUUGAAACGUCUGUUGUGAAGCAGGCUAUUCAUCUUGAUGCCAGAAGGUGUACUGAUGGAUGCAGGCACAGGUGUUUUUAAAGCGUGCAGAAGCGAGCAACCAAGAUGAUCAAGCGUCUGGAAACCAAGCUUUAUGAGGAACACUUUAAGGAGCUGGGCAUGUUUAGCCUGGGAAAAGAGCACACUGAGAGGAGGUAUGAUAGCCAUCUUCAAAUAGCUCAAGGGCUGCCACAUGGAAAAGGGAACAAGUUUGUUUUCUUCUGCUUCGGAGGGUAGGACUCAAACCAAUGGCUUCAAGUUACAAGGAAGGAGAUUCUGACUAAACAUCAGGAAGAACUUUCUGACAGUAAGAGCUGUUUGACAGUGGAACAGACUCCCUCGGGACUUGUGGACUCUCCUUCCUUGGAGGUUUUUUUGGCUGGAUGGCCAUCUUUCAUGGAUGCUUUAGUUGAAAUUCCUGCCUUGCAGGGGGUUGGACUAGAUGACCCUCAGGGUCCCUUCCAACUCUACAACUCCAUAGAAAGGGGAUUGGACAAAUUAACUUAGAGAAGGCCUGUCAGUGGUUAUUAGUCACUGUGGCUAUAGACUGUACAGGUUCAGAUGCACACCCCCUUUAUUAUCUACCCUUCAUCCGAAGCUACAAGGUAUAAUACAAGAAUUUAAAACAAAUUACAGUCACCAUCAUAGGAUGGGUCAGUUCACCUUAUAAGCCAGGUACAGGGAAGCUGUGCCCCUCCGUAUGUUGUUGGAGUACAACUCCUAGCAGCCCGGAUUAAGGACCAUGGUUGGUGAGGUUGAUGACAGGAGUUCAACAUCAUCUGCAGGGCCACAGGUUCCCUAGCUCUGCCGUAAGAUGUACAUUGCCUUAACCUGAAUAUAUAAGAAUAAAUGCAUAUCAACUAUUGCAGAUUCUUUCCUUUUGGGGGGGGGGGAGGUAAGCCUUUUCGUUGCUAUUGAAAUUUGGAAGCCUUUGCCUAUUUAUUACAAAUCACCCAGCCAUCGACCAGCAGAUCCCAGUCUGCCUUUUGCCCUCUCCUCCUGUAAAGGAAUGGACAUGGGAAAUCCACACUUCCGUUGUUGCUUGAAGAGUGCAGCUCACUCACCGUAUUGCUCAGUUCACCCUACUACAUGUCAUUGCUGCAAGUUAAAAAUAAAAUAAUCCCAGGGAGGGCAACCUAGAAAUUUGACAAACGAUAUUCUUAUCAGUGAGCCAACAUUUUUAAUGUAAAUGCAGCUUCUCGGGUGGGCAGGGGGGGCUGCAUGACCUUUCAGGGUGCCCCGAGAGCAAGUAUAUCAGCAUUAUGGGGAAGAUGAGAAAUUUGUCGCCCCAUUUAGGGCGGGUCAGAUCACCUCACUAAUGGAAUAAGUAGUGAUUAUUUUCUCAUUCCAGGCACUGACAUUAAUUAGAAUCACCACAAUAAAAACAACUUACUUAGAUAUAGUUAAUGCAAGCUUAAUUGACAGAGACUUAUUGGUUUUGCAUCCAGUAAAGGUUAAUAACAUUCAUCUAAGAGUUCUUUAAGAAUCCUUGGAACAAAUUUUCACAAUAAAUAAUGUUGCCCCUUAGGAUAGCACAAGUGCAAGCACUCUGCUCAAGAGCUCAACGAAACGACUGCCCUGUGCAGUUCCAACUCGCGCUAAAUGUUGGCGGUUCCUUGUGUUGGCAGAUUAGUGAUGCUUUUGCUAGAAGUUGCGCAGAAGCCAUUCAUUUCACACACUAGCCGCAGUCAAUGGAACAGAUUCUGUAAAGCAGGAGUAGCAGCUGCACGAGUCACUCAACUUGCACAUUUAACAGGUUGAUUUGCCAAAGCCAGUGCCAAGGCAAGUUAAAGAAGAGAAGGGAAAGGAGUUCGAAAGCAAGGACCUCUCCUAUCGUAGAAGAGCCGCUGUGGGAAUGA
Messenger RNA from Zootoca vivipara (common lizard), 5922 nucleotides. The record is from RefSeq and is a predicted model, not a curated record. NCBI's taxonomy places the organism in Eukaryota, Metazoa, Chordata, Lepidosauria, Squamata, Lacertidae.